Molecule: messenger RNA, 1219 nt
Organism: Electrophorus electricus (electric eel)
Lineage: Eukaryota; Metazoa; Chordata; Actinopteri; Gymnotiformes; Gymnotidae
Gene: calhm3
Product: calcium homeostasis modulator 3
Cellular component (GO): plasma membrane
Molecular function (GO): monoatomic cation channel activity
Source: RefSeq, a predicted model, not a curated record
AGAGGUAUGCUGUCAUUUGUUGUGUUUUAAUAAACAUAGCUUAGUUAAAAUUGUGUUCUUAAUAUAGUAUAUAGCUGUCUCAACGACUCGCAGUCUUUCGUAUGGAUCGCUUAAAAUUGGUUCUACAAUAUUUCCAAUCAAAUUCUGAAUCCAUCUCCAAUGGAAUCUGUGUGAUAUUAGCCCUAGUAAGUGUUAAGCUCUACACAAGUUUUGAUUUUAACUGUCCGUGUAUACCCCAAUACAACAAAAUGUACGCACUUGGCGUAAUGUUCGUCCCGCCAAUUAUACUGUUCUUACUGGGAGUCCUAAUAAAUCGACAUACCGGGGUUAUGAUGGAGGAAUGGGCAAGACCUACAGGAAAGAGGACAAAAAAUCCAGCAAUUGUAAAAUAUUUAUUUUCAGCAAUGAUGCAGCGGGCCCUAUUAGCUCCCAUGGUGUGGAUCCUAAUGUCCCUGCUGGAUGGAAAAUGUUUCAUUUGUGCAUUCAGCAUGAGUGUGGACCCCAAAUAUUUCAAUGGGAUACCCAACAAUACAGGCUUGGACCUGAUCAAGAUCAUGGCUAAGGUGCCAUGUAAGGAAGACAUGAUCUUCAGGAAUAACACUUUCCGUAUAGCAGUCACACGCUAUGUGCGCUGUUACUCUCAAGCAAUAGGUUGGUCUAUCCUUCUUUUCCUUAUUCUUAUGGGGGCAGUUGCCCGAGUCAUCAAGCCAUGUUUCAAUCACGCCACUUUCCUCCAGACACGUUAUUGGAGCAGUUAUCUGGAUGUUGAGCAGAAACUCUUUGAUGAGAUUUGUGUUCUUCAUGCUAGAGAGUUUGCCAGAAAAUGCGUAGUGCAAUUCUUUGAGAGUAUGCAAGAUGAUAUGCUUCUCAGAUUGCCCCUGUCACAAGCCCUCAGAUCCAGGAAAACCCCCACUGAAUGCGAGGAGGAAGAGGAUCAUCUCCAUGGUAUAACCAAAAAGAAGCAGGUGGAUCACUUGCUCCAAACAUGGUAUGAGUGCAGACCUGAGCUCGAUGUGACUAAGAUGGCCUAUAAGUCCACUGUAUGUAUCUCCUGGGAGGACAAUGAUGGACAUAUCGUUCAGUCAGAUGUGUGAAGUCAAUGAAUGAAAAAAGAACCUAUGUUUGAAAGUUUGAAUGUAAAAACUUAAUUGGUUAAUCUGGGCAAAGGUAAGGCAAUCAGAUGUGGGUUCCUUAAUAUUAUUUGUAGCAAUCAAAAGCA